Molecule: messenger RNA, 14937 nt
Organism: Labrus bergylta (ballan wrasse)
Lineage: Eukaryota; Metazoa; Chordata; Actinopteri; Labriformes; Labridae
Gene: sptbn5
Product: spectrin, beta, non-erythrocytic 5
Biological process (GO): actin cytoskeleton organization
Cellular component (GO): cortical actin cytoskeleton; plasma membrane; cell projection
Molecular function (GO): actin filament binding
Source: RefSeq, a predicted model, not a curated record
AUUUGACUGUAUGAAGGAUCGCAGGUGGAUUUUAUUCAACACGUCUUUGGACCUCUCUCUCUGCCUCAGAUUCUGCAGCUGAAGAAACAAAGAGAGAGAGUAAAAAGAUGGAGGGCGAGGAGGACGGGUUGGGCCGGGUCAGGGAGCUGCAGGAGCAGAGGAUGGCGGUGCAGAAGAAAACCUUCACCAAGUGGAUGAACAGCGUCUUCUACAAGAACGGGGAGCCGUUGGAGCUGACGGACGUUUACACCGAGCUAAAGACCGGAGUCGUUCUGAUCCGUCUGCUGGAGUUCAUCUCCAGAGAGAAGCUGCCGCCACCCAGCCGCCGCAAACUGAGAGUCCACUGUCUGGAGAACAACAGCAAUGCCAUUAACUUCCUCAAAACCAAGAUUCGGGUGGAUCUGAUUGGUCCAGAGAAUGUGGUGGACGGAGACCGCACGCUGAUCCUCGGUCUGCUUUGGAUCAUCAUCCUCAGGUUCCAGAUUGGACCCAUCAACCUGGACGAGGCUGGUGGAGGAGGUAGUGUGGCUCAUCGCUCGGCAAAGGAGGCUCUGUUGAUCUGGUGUCAGAGGAAAACGUCGGGUUACGAUGGCGUUGACGUGCAGGACUUCUCUUCAAGCUGGAGGAGUGGACUCGCCUUCAAUGCCCUCAUCCACGCACACAGGUCUGACCUGUUUGAUUACCGCCGUCUCCAUGCCGAUGACCCCCGUCGUAACUUGGAGCACGCCUUCUCCAUGGCUGAGCGAGAGUUUGGCAUCAUGCAGCUGCUGGAGGUGGACGACAUGGUGGUUCCUCACCCGGAUGAGAAGUCCAUCAUGACCUACGUGUCCCUGUACUACCACUACUUCUCCAAGAUGAAGCAGGGACAGACCAUCCAGAAGAGACUCGCCAAGAUUGUCGGGAUGCUGAUGGAGCUGGAUGCCAUGAAGGUCCAGUAUGAGAGAAUGGUCUCAGAUCUGCUCCACUGGAUCAAAACCAAGGUGGUGCAGCUGAAUGACAGACGGUUCCCGAACUCUGUGAGGGAGAUGCAGAAGCUGAUGACGGCUUUUAAGACGUACAGGACGGUGGAGAAACCGCCGAAAUAUCAGGAGCGUGGGGCAAUUGAAGCUCAUCUUUUCAGUUUGAAGACUCAGUUGGCGGCAAACAACCAAAGGGCUUAUAAUCCUCCAGAGGGUAAAACCCUGAGUGACGUAGAGAAGAGCUGGGUUUUGCUGGAGAGAGCUGAACACGAGCGUGAGCGAGCCCUGCAGGAGGCGCUGCUCCGCCUGGAGAACCUGGAGCAGCUCGCCCAGAAGUUUGAGAGGAAGGCAGCACUAAGGGAGGGGUAUCUGGAGGACACACUGCGUCUAAUCCGCAGGCAGGACAUCCGAGGACUCUCCACCCUGGAGGAGGCUCAGGCGGCUGGCCGCCGUCUGGAAGCUCUGUCCACCGAUGCGUUGGCCAGAGAGCCGCGCUUCACUGCUCUGAGAGACAUGGCAAAGACGAUCGAGAGGGAAAACUACCACAGCAAGGAGCAGAUUAUCAGGAGAGAGGACAGCAUCAGUCAUCGAUGGAAGGACCUGCUGCAGCAGCUCCAGGACCAGAGGGGGCUUCUGGGAAAUGUAGUUGAUAAUCUCAGCAUUCUCAGAGACAUUGAGCUCGUCUACCAGGAGCUGAAGGAACUGCAGACUCAGGCCAGCUCGUCUGAUCAGGGCAAACAGCUGGCCGAGGUGGAGUCCCUCCUCCAGAAGCAGGAUCUCCUGGACGCCCAAAUCUCAGCUCACGGUGAAACCAUCAACAACAUCAGCAGCAGAGUCCUGAAGGUGAAGGUGAAAGACGGUCAGCAGAUUCAGAACAGAGUGAGAGCUCUUGACACUCAGUAUAAAUCUCUGGUGUCCCUCAGCAGCAACAGGAGGAGACAGUUGGAGGCUCAGCUGAGGUUGUUUGAGUUUUUCCACGAUUGUGAGGAGUUGGAGGCGUGGCUUUAUGAACGCUGGUUGCGGCUUCAGACUGUUGGACUCGGACGAGACCUGAACCACAUCCAUCUGGCCCAACACAAACAUAAGGUUUUGGAGGCAGAGCUUCAGGCUCAGGAGACCCUGUACCAGGGGGUUCUGGGUCGAGGUCAGGAUCUGCUGUCCAAACAGGAUCAGGUGAACCAGCGGGCCAUCCAGAAGUGGAUCCGGACUCUAAAGAAACAGUGGAGCAACAUGAGCGACGAGGCGACCGCACACCGCAACAGACUGCAGGCGGCCGCCACCAUCAAACAGUACUUUGCAGACGUGACAGAGGCUGACUCCUGGCUGGGAGAUAGGAAACCGCUGCUAACCAGCGAGGAUUGUGGGAAAGAUGAGUCGAGCACAGAGGCGCUGCUGCAGCGUCACCUGCGUUUGGAGAAGGAAAUGGCGGCCUACGGUUCAGAGAUAAAGAGACUGUGGGAGCAGGCGAGGAGCGCCGCACAGCUAACGACCCUGACUGUGGAGACUCAGCAGAAAACCAUGAUUCAAUACAGUGAUUCAUCUGGAGAGGAGGAGGGGCCAGGAACAAUGACAUCACUGCCACGCAGGUCUCGAGGUGGGAGGGGCUCUGGGAGCUCCGCCCCUCAGAGAGAGGACAGCAAAGCGAAGGUCCGCUUCAGAUACAGCAGAGGUCAGUAUCAGUGGGAUCGAAAUGAGCUUGUGACCAUCAUAAGCACAGAGCAGGAUGAAGAUCGAGUCCUGGCUAGAGACAGCCGAGGAAACCAGCAGCUUAUCCCCAAAGCAUGCCUGAGCAUCCUGCCGGCGUCUGCUCCUCCCCCCACCCCAGCCGCCUCCACCAAUGGCGUGCCUGAAAGCUCGAGCAGGAAGCUAAGUUGCCCGAGGAGAAGGCGCUCGAUGCGCCGCAGCACGACUGAGAUUCAGACAACAUGGCUGCUGGACCCUCAGUACCAGAGAGAGACUGUAGAGAGCACUCAGGCCAGCCUGGACCAGGACUACAACUUCCUGUACAACCUGGUCAAGUCGAAGAUGAGGAGUCUGGAGGAGACGCUGCGUCUGCAUCAAUUCUAUAACAGCUGUCAGGAGUUUGAGUCAUGGAUGGAGGACAAGGAGAACAUCCUGAACACCUUCAGCACCGACAACGACAUCCUGGGAGUCGUCCAGGCCAAAUACGAGAACUUCCUGACUGAGUUGGUGAGUGGGCGUGGCCAGCUGGAUGACAUCAUCAGAAUGGCUGAGGAGCUGGUGAAGAGCCGACACAGUAAGCAGAGAGAGAUUCAGGCCCGACAGAGGAAGGUCUCCAACAGGUGGGAUCGGAUCCAGCAGCUCAAGGAUGAGAAAGGACAUAAGCUGCUGAGCACGGCAGACGUUCAGACGUUUCUUCAGAGCUGCGAGGAGGCUAAAGUUCAGCUGCAGGGUCAGCUGGACCGGCUCGACACUGUGGACGUGGGCUGCAGCUCCUUCACCCUGAGGACCGAGGAGGAGAACCAGACCCAGGCCCUCAGAGACAUUCAGAUCCUGGAGGGCAAGAUCGCCUACCUGAAGAGCAUGGCCAAGAUGAAGCAGGAUUGCAGUCCAGCAGAGAGAGCAGCCAUCGAGGAGGAGGUUCAGACUCUGGAGGCUCUGCUGAGUCAGCUGAAGGGUCAGGCUGCAGACAGACAGCAGCUCCUGGAGGAGGCUCGUCGGCUGCAGAGCUUCCAGCGGCAGACGAAGGAGCUGCAGCGCUGGACGGGAUCAGUGCAAGACCGUCUUCUGCAGGAGGAGACAGCGACUGACGUAGCCUCAGCCGUCGCUCUGCUGGAGCAACACCAGGAGCUCCGGCUGGAGAUGGAGGAGCAGAAGAGGAGGUUAAAGGAGAUGCAGAAGUUGGGGAGGUCUCUUCAGCAGGGCUCGUCCAAUGGGACGACAGGGGGUGUGGACAUCCAACAGACCAUGGACAAACUUGAUGCCGAUUGGUCCAAGCUUGACAAGAUGUGGACCAGUAGAAAGGAGCGUUUAGAGCAGGGGCUGGAGCUCCAGAGGCUGAACCAGGAAGGAGACCGGAUUGAGGCGGCGCUGUCCGGUCACGAAGCCCGACUGAGGGUCCAAGACGUUGGGGACUCGGUGGACAGCGUCCACGGUCUGCUGGGUCGACAGCACGAGCUGGAGGGUCUCCUGAAGGCUUUGGACCAACGAGUGGAUCACUUCACUGAACGCAGUCAGGAGCUCUUAAACAACCAACACUACGCUGCGAAACACAUCAAGGAGAGGAGCAGGAGCAUCCAGAAGGCCAACAAGAAGCUGAAAGAGAGCAGCAGGCAGAGGAGGAGUCAGCUGCUGGCCUCAAAGAAAUAUCAGGAGUUCCAGAGAGAUUCAGACGAGCUGCUGCUGUGGAUGGAGGAGAAGUUCAAGGUGGCGGAGGACGAGUCGUACCGAGACCCCACCAACAUCCUACGGAAGCUGAAGAGACACGAGGCGGCUGAGAGGGAGAUGCAGGCGAACCAGGUCCGGCUGGACAGACUGGUCCAGCUGGCGGAGCAGAUGCUCGCUGAGGAGCAUUACAACAGUCAGAGCAUCAGGAGGAAGUCCACUCAGGUCAGCAGCCGCUGGAGGAGACUUCAGGACAAGAUGGCCGACAGAGGAGACAAACUGAGACAGGCGGGACAGCAGGAGCAGCUGAUGGAGCUGCUGCAGGACGCUAAGCUGAAGAUUGAAGCCAUCCAGUGGAUGCUGAAUAACGCGGCCAAAGGUCACGAUCUCCGGUCCAGCCGACAGCUUCUGAAGGAGCAUCAACAGCUGGAGCAGGAGGCCAAGGAGCUGGCGGAGAAGAUCAACUCCAUCGUCAGCAGAGCCAAACACCUCGCCUCCAAUCACUUCGACUCUCAGAGGAUCCUCCGGGAGACAGAGACGUACCUCACACUGUUCAAGUCUCUCCAGAAGCCUCUGGACCGACGUCGAGCUCAGCUGGAGGCGUCGGUGCUGCUGUUUGGGUUUUAUCACGACGUGGACCUGGAGCUCAGUUGGAUCUCUGAACACGUUCCACCACCGGGAUCAACAGGAUACGACAAGUCUCUGGCUGGAGCCAUCAGCCUCAUGCAGAAACACAAGGAGUUGCAGGCAGAAGUAAACGCCCACCAAAAAUACCUGAAUCAUGUCCUGGAGAAGGGGCGGAGCCUGGCCAAAUCCAACAAAUCAGAUGGACAGGAAGUGCUUCAGAGGUGCAGCCACCUGUGCGCAGAGUGGGAGGAGCUAGAAGAGGUCUGCAGCAAAAGAGCAGCUCAUCUGAGCAAGGCAAUCACCAGAGAACAGCUGCUGUUGGACUGCUCAGAGCUGGAGUCCAGGCUGACCGAGACACUCAGUUUGGUGAAGACAGACGACUACGGCAAAGACCAGCUGGCCACACAAAGUCUCAUCACCAAACACCAGGUGCUGGAGGGUCAACUGGAGGUGCUGGAGGUGGAGGUGGAGGAGUUAGGAGACCAGGUGGAGCAGGCGGUGCAGAACUGGAGACUGGAGGAGCUCAGCCGGCCGUACAGUCGUCUCAGUAGUCUGAACCAGCAGCUGCAGCAUCAGGCGGCUCUCAGGGGUCAGAGGUUAAAAGAAGUCCUCCAUCUGCACGAGUUCAGCCGAGAGUCCUCAGAGUUGGAGGACUGGAUGAACCAGCAGAGACAGACAGCAGAAUCCCAGGACCUGGGCAAUGACUACCAGCAUGUUCAGCUGCUUCGUGGGAAGUUUGAAGGCUUCCUGAAGCAGCUGGAGGUUGGAGAGGACAGACUGCAGAGCUGCAGCGACCUGGCAGCCGGACUGAUCCCCAACAAACAUCCUCAGAGUGCUGCAGUCAGAGAGACGCUGCUGCAGCUCAGUGCAUGCUGGGAGGAUUUGAAGGGCGUGGCCAGGGAGCGACGGGAUCAGCUGCAGAGAGCUGAGGAGUGUCACUGCUUUUAUCAAGACCUGGCUGACGCGCUGACACUCAUCAAGGAGCGACAGAAGAGCAUCCCUGACGAUGUGGCAAAGGAUUUGCGUGGAGUUACGUCACAGCUGAGGAAACAUGAAGCUCUGCUCCACGAGCUAGCCGCCACAGAGCAACAGUUGCAGGAGCAGUUGGACGCCAUCGACCCCAUCCUAGGUCUCUGCACUCCUCAGUUGAAACUCUGCCUACAGGAAGUGCAGCAGGAAUUGGUGGAGCGUUGGGAAGAGCUCCGUCUCCAGGCAGAGAAGAGGGAGGAGGAGCUUAAACUGGCGUGCCAGAGAUACCUGUUCCUCAACAUGGCGAAGGAUUAUCUCCUGUGGUGCAGCCAGCUGAUUGGAGGGAUGGCGGCUGAGGAGAGCAUCAGUGACGUGGCGACCGCUGACCUCCAGCUGGCCCAGCACCAGCAGCUGUGGGCCGAGAUGGAGGCCAGACAGGAGACGUACCAGCAGGUUCUGGACGUGGGGGAGGAGCUGCAGACUCAGGACAGGAGAAACAGGAAGGAGGUGUUGGAGAAGCUGCAGGCGCUGCAGGCAGAGCGAGACAAGCUGGAGGAUCAGUGGAACCAGAAACAGACCUGGUUAGAGACGGUUCACCUGGAGCAGGUCUUCUACAGAGAUGUCAACAGCAUGGACAAAACCUCCAGCUCACAGGAGAUCCUGCUGCAGAACAGCACUCUGGGAAACACGGUUGAUGAGACGGAGGGUUUGAUCAAACGUCAUGAAGCAUUUGAGAAGCUGCUCAGCUCGCAGGAGGAUAAGCUGUCCUCUCUGAAGGAGCUGUCUGAGCGGCUGAAGUUGCAGCUGAGCAGAGAGAAGCGCGGACGAGUGAAAUCCAAACUCAAGGCCCUCCUCCAGCGACGUGAUAGGAUCAAAGAGCUGUCCGUCAAACGCAGGGAAGCGCUGGAGCUCUCAAAGAUGCUCUGUAUCUUCAACAGAGAUGUUGCAGAGGCUGAGGAGUGGGUUUCUGAGCGGAUGCAGAAGAUGGCAGAGGACGGUAAAGCUGACCUCAGUAACCUGCAGGCAAAGAUGAAGCUUCUCCAGAAACAUCAGGUGUUUGAGGCCGAGAUCCUCGCUCACAGUGAGAUCAUCACUUCUGUGUUGCUGGCCGGAGAGAAGCUGGUCUCACUUCGUCAUCCGAGGUCCAAGGAGGUGAAGAGGAGUGCAGCAGCCCUGGAGCUCCACUGGGAGGAGCUGAAGAAGGCGUUGGCUGUCCGAGGGAAAGCACUGGAAGAUAACAGAGACUUCCUGGAGUUCCUGCAGAAGGUGGAGGAGGUGGAGGCCUGGAUCAGACAGAAGGAGGUGAUGAUUAAUGUUGGAGAUGUUGGGAAGGAUUAUGAACAUGGAGUUCAGCUGCUGAAGAAACUCAGCGAGUUCAGGGGAACGGGAGACGGGGAUGUGACGGUGGACGACGCUCACAUCAUGGCCAUCAACAGGCUGGCAGCUCGACUGGAGAAGAGACAGAGUGAUGAAGAGCUGAAGACUGUGAGACAGAGGAGACAGCAGCUCAAUGACAGGUGGAGUAAGUUUCAUGUAGAUCUGAACAAUUACAAGAAGAAGUUGGAGGGAGCACUGGUGGUCCAUGGCCUCAUUAGGGAGCUGGAGGAGGUCAGAGACAGAGCCAACGAGAAGAUGUUGCUGCUGCAAGGUCAGGACUGUGGUGUAGAUGUGGACAGCGUGGAGAACCUCAUCAGACGCCACGAGGAAACCGAGCGAGAGGCCGGGGUCAUCCAGGAGAGGUCGAAGGUGCUGGAGAGGGAGGUGUCAGACCACCUGAGGGAUCGAUCCGGGAUGAGCGACAAGCUGAAGGACAAACAGAAGGAGGUCCAGAAAGUGCUCAAGACUCUGGAUAAGGAGGUGAAACAAAGGAAGGAGAAGCUGCAGGAGGCUCAUCAGCUGCAGCUGUUCAAAGCCAACCAGCGCCUCCUGCUGGAGUGGAGUGUCAAACAGAGCAGUGAGAUGGCAGAAAAAGGACUUCCAAAUACCCGAGCCAUGGCCGACCGGCUCAUCAGGGAGCAUCAGGACUGGAAGACGGAGAUUGAUGCCCGUGCUGAGCGCACAGACUCCGUUCGGGACUAUGGUCUAGGGCUCAUCCGGUCUGGUUGCAGUUUGAAGGCAGAGAUCCAGAAGGCUCUGAACCAGCUGGAGGAAGCCAAAUCUGGACUGGACCGAGCCUGGCUGAACCGAAGCACGACUCUGGAGCAGGCCCGAACCCUGCAGGUGUUCUUGUCCUCCGUCGAGCAGUGUGAGAGCUGGCUGAGUAACAAGGAGGCCUUCCUGUCCAACCAGGACCUGGGGAGCUCGGUGACAGAGGUGGAGACUCUGCAAAGGAAGCAUGCUCAGUUUGAAGAGGCUCUGGAGGCUCAGGUGGACCAGCUGGAGCAGGUGGAGGAACUGGCCCAGAAGAUGAUCAAACAGAAACACUACGACUCUGACAACAUCAGAGCAAAGAGCAGAGCGCUCAACACCAGGCGGAGCCAGCUGCAGCAGCAGAGCAGAUCUCGUCACAAAGCUCUGGAGCGAUCUCUGCAGUUGCAACAGUUUUUAUCCAGCAGCUACCAGGUGUGUGUGUGGCUGUACGAGCGUAACGCGGUGGCCUUGGAUGAGAACUGGAGGGAACCAACCAACCUGCAGGCCAAACUGCUGAAACAUCAAAGCUUUGAGGCCGAGAUCCUCGCUAACCGAUACAGAGUCGAUGCACUCACCAAGGAAGGAGAGAAGCUUCUGGAGUCUCAUUCAGCUGAAGUGAAGGUUCGACCUCGACUCCGAGAGCUGACGGAGAGCUGGGACGCUCUGAUCCAGAACUGUAAGGAAAAGAAAACCCGACUGCAGGAGGCCUACCAGGCACUGCAGUUCCAGCGUUCCCUUGAUGACAUGGAGCAGUGUGUGGACUCAGUAGAGAGGGAGCUGACUAAUGAGGACUGUGGAAGCGACCUGCCGUCCGUCAACAGACUCCUGAAGGCGCUGCAGGGGCUGGAGGAGGAGGUGGACGGACACAGGGACAGAAUGCAGGCUCUGGUAGAAACAGCAAAGAGCUUCCACUCUCAGGGGAACUUCCUGGCUGAAGAGAUCCAGAUCCGAGUGUCGCACACCAUCAACAGAUAUAACAGUCUGGCGGAGCCCCUGCAGAAUCGGAGGGACACCCUGGAGGCCUGGCAGGUUCUGUUCCAGUUCUACAGAGACGUGGAGGAGGAGGUGUCGUGGCUGGGCGACAGACUGCCCUCCAUCAUGGCUAAAGAGUGGGGGAGCUCGCUGAGCAGCACCCAGCAGUUGCUCCACAAACAUCAGGCUGCGAUGCAGGAAAUCUCAGGCCGCGCCCCAUUGGUUCAGGCUGUUCAGGAGGCGGGGCAUAGUCUGGUCAGAGCUCGUCACUUUGCGUCCCACGACAUCCGAGAGCGUCUGGAGGAGCUGAAGAGUCUCCACGAGAAGCUGAUGAGGGAAGCGGAGAGGAAAGGGAAACUCCUGCAGGAGGCGCUCAGCAUCCACACCUUCCUCGCUGAGGUGUCUGAGCUGCAGCUGUGGGUGGACGAGCAGCAGACAGGUUUGGAGUCUCGGGACUGUGGGAGGAGCGAGGAGACGACGGAGACUCUGUUGAGGAAUCUGGACUCUGUGGACGUGGAGCUGGAGAACCAGAGGAGGACGGUGGAGAGGCUGCAGGAGGGAGGAGCCUCGCUGCAGCACCUCGGACAUCCCAACAGCCACUUGGUUUCUGAGUCUCUCCUGGAUGUCCUUGAACGCUUCGAGACUCUCCUCCGACUCUCGACCGCUCGUCGAGCAGCCCUGGAGGAUCAGCUCCGCCUCUACGUGUUUGAGAGAGAAGCUAAAGAACUACAAACAUGGCUGACCUCCAAAAAGACUCUGGCAGAGUCCAAAGACAUCGGACAAGAUCUGGAGGAUGUAGAAGUGCUUCAGAAGAAGUUGGAGGUUCUGGUGUCAGAGAUGUCGGGUCUGGGUCGGAGCAGACUGACCUCGGUGCAGCAGCUGUGCAGAGGUCUGCGGCAGGACGAUCAGGCCCGGAGGAGAGACGACGCCCUGAGCGGUCUUUGGGAGGACCUGAACAGCAGCAUCAGGACCAGAGAGCAGGAUCUGCAGUCAGCGAGGGAGAUCCAUCAGUUUAAUCACGACGUGGAAGAGCUGAAGGGCUGGAUGGCUGAGAAGGAGGCUGUUCUGGACUCAGAGGACCAUGACCACGACCUGCACUCCAUCAAGACUCUGCUGAGACAACACGAGACGCUGGAGAGAGACCUGCUUCUGAUCUCUGAGGAGCUGAAGAGGAGCAGAGAGGAGGGCCAGUCUCUGAGCAGACGACAGCCUCAGGCUCGACCUGCUGUGGCUCAGAGGCUGGAGGAGCUGGAGCUCUGCUGGAGCAGUAUCCAGGACAAAACCUCCCAACGCAGGGCCAGACUGGGCCAGGCUGAAGACGUGCAGAAAUACUUAUCACACCUGACUGAACUUAUGGCCUGGCUGAGGGAGAUGCUGUCUCUGGUACGAGGGGAGGCGCUCAGCGUGGAAGGGACCGACCUGGAGCAGCUCAUUAAAAAGCACGAGGAGUACCGCGUGCAGAUGGACAGACAGCUCAUCAAAUCCCAGGCUGUGAAGGAGGAGGGGAGGCGUCUGAUGGAGGAGGGAAACUUCAUGUCCAAGGAGGUGGAGGAGCGUGUGUGUGAGCUGGAGGAGCUGGAGGUGCAGCUGCAGAAGGUUUGGGAGGAAACCAGGCUGCUGUAUGAGGAGGAGCUGGAGAUCUCACUCCUGCAGAGAGAGCUGCAGCAGGCGGAGCGCUGGCUGAGCUCCUACGAAAACACACUGAUGGCCGAGGACUACGGGGAUUCUGUGUCGGACGUUAUGGAGCUGCUGAAGAGGCAGGAGGACUUGGAGGCCAUGAUCCAGGCCCAGAGCGACCGCUUUAUCGCUCUGCAGAAGAAGAAAACGCAGAGGGAGAAGAGAUUGAACCUUGUUGGAAAAGAAAACGUGGAAUCUGAGGACAGAAAACUUCCAGCCAGAGUUUCAUCUCUUCGGAGGAAACCUUCAGAUCCAAAGCCGUCAAAGAUCUCUUCCCCUAGAGACAUCGUCCGUCGAGUCAGCAGCAGCAGGACGGUCAUGCCGUCUGUGCUCGAUAGGAAAACCAGCCUGACAACCUCGGCGAGCUCCACACCGAGUCCGUCUCUCCUCUCAGACUCGAGGAGAAGCUUCAGUGCGAGCAGGAAGUCUGUGGAGGCAGAAGACGAGUCGAGCAGUUCUUCUGAAAGUCCCAGCUCCAGCCCGACUCUGAAGUCCAGGAGGGGUCAAAUCAGCCGCUCAGAGUCCUCCUCUAAAGCCCGUCCUGAGUCUCCUCCUCCCAAACCCCCCUCCUCCCCUCACACCUCCGUCUCUUCUCCUGAGGAGGAGCCACGACCCAGACCCAGAUCUAAACCUCCUCUGGCUCCCAAACCCAGACUCUCCUCCACAGAACAAACAAUUGAGCGUCACUCUGAGAAUCUGACUACGCCACCUAAAUCUCCUCCACCAAUCAGAGCGCUCGUUGCUCCCACUGAGCCUCCUCCUCCUCCUCCUCCUGUCGCUCACAGAUCCUCUCCUCCUCCAACAAGAAAAUACCUCCAUGACCUGCCUGAAGUUCCUGAUCCUCCACCUGCUGCCACAGACGUUACCCCACCUGAGUCCCCACCUGCUGCACCAGCUUACCUCGCUCCUCCAACCAGAGCGCUGCCUCCUUCUCCUCCACAGCGACAGAGGGAGUUAGAGGAAGUACCGGAGGAGGAGCUUGACUCCAGACCAGAGGUAACAGCAGUGCGGCCUAUCAGAAUGGAGGGGACGCUGGAGAUCAAACUGAAAAAAGGUGGAAACAAGGGUUUGGAGCACUGGGAGGAGGUGUUUGCUGUCCUGGAAGGAGAGAUGUUCAGCCUGUUUAAAGACAGAGAGGCUGUUGCAGAGAUGGCCUCUAUGUGGCCUCCUAUCAACUUGGUUGGAACUGUUUGCAGAGAGAACAUUUACUACAGGAGGAAGGAGCACACUUUCAAACUGAUACUGGAGGACGGCAGUCAGUUCUUGUUUGCGGCGUCCAGCAGAGACUUACAGCUGCUCUGGAUAAAGAAACUCCAAAACGUCCCUGAAUCUGCAAACAGCGACUCCGACGACUCAGGGAGAGCGUCUUCGGUCAACCUGAGUUUGGAGAAGUUAGCCGAGGCUCCGGACGAUUCCGCCUCGAGCCGGACAUUUGACAGGAGAGCUGAGAGCCUGGAGAGACAAUCGUCCACCGAGGGGACUCCUCCUCCCAAACCCCCCCACACGUACUACAACAAACACCGCUACUCUGAGGGGCAGGAGGAGGGGGAGGUCCGGUCCACAGGUCAGCAAGUCCAGGCCCCUUCAGUGGCUCCUCCUCCGCCCCCCGACACCCAGGACCCCUCUGCUGUGACCCCCCAGGUGUCAGACGACAACCAGAGCAAGACCAAGAGGAAUGUCUUCAGGAAGUUUUUCAUUAAGAAGUAGAGCUGACGGACAAACUGUGCACUAAACGCUUUCAGACGUCGGGGGAGGUGUCCUGAAAGCCUUCAUUUAUAAAGUGUUUUAUUUAACGUGUUCACAAAGUGCUGCAGAGGAAACAUUCAACUACAAAUCUGAUCAAGUUAGAUACUGAAACAUAACCAAAAAACAAACGUCUAAUGUAUUACUGACUUUAAUCUCACCUUAAGCUCCGCCCUCCCCCUCCUCUCCCCCGCUGGUCUGCGUUCACAUCAGUAACAUCGUUCUGUGCCCGAGUACACAGAAAGAAGAAGUAACCAUGGCAACCCCUCGCGGGCUGACUCCAUCCUGCUAACUGUGGAUGUUUGUGUGAUUUCUGAGACGGCAACAACGACCCUCUUCCUACGUCCACAUCGACCGUGCAGCUCAGAGGAUGAAACGGGCUGUGCUGCGUGCAGCGUGUAGUGGUCCACUUCCUUUUGACUAUAUUCAUGUUUCAUUUAGACUGUGACGGACUCAUUCUUCUGCUACACACCAACAUGAGGUCCCGUGUCCACCUUGCAUUUCUUCCCAGGCAGAAAAGCGCUGACUGCGCUUGGGAGCGCUUGCAUGAAGUGUUUUAGCGCUGAUAAGAAAAGCGUCUGUUGACAACUGCCGCUGUCUGACCGUCACUGCUCCGUUACUUUUUACUGCGGAGCGAGGAGGAAGUGGCUACAACCAGAGGUGGGACAAAGUCAUUGUUUUGCAAGUCACAAGGAAAUCUCAAGUCUUUGGUCUCAAGUCCCGAGUCAAGUCAAAAGUAAAGACUGGCAAGUCCCAAGUUGAGUCAAAAGUCCUAACCUUUGAAUUUCGGUUCCUAAACAAGUCUUAGCUCUCUUCACCAAAUUAAAUGCCAUUUUAACAGAGUAAUAAUUUGUGAGUCAGUGUAACUGACUCUGUUUUGUUUAUUUUUCCUAAAUUCAGUUUUUUCCAUUUUUAUUUGACUGAAUUCUGUGUUUAAUGGUGUGUUCCAUUAGAUCAGAUCACUGAUUUGGGUCAUUUUAUUAGAUCAUGUCAGGAAAUUGAGACAUUUUUCAAUAUAAAUGAACUUGCCUUGAUUUAUUUUCUAAAAAGUUUUAUGCCUAGUGCCCAGGCCACCGUUGCUCCCCCUUUUUUUACAGUGUGUGUGAAGACGUACACCAAACGCACGUAAAACUCCUCAUAUUUUAUAAAAACACUUGGUGUAAAAAUGUAGGGUUUUUUAAUAAAUCACACCCACAUUGAGGCAAAUCCGACGAUAUUCUGUACACAGUUGAUUAUAUUUUCAUUGUAAAACAAUGUGAUUCCGUCCGUGUUUUGCGCAUCGUGGAAAUUAUAUAGCCUGUGGGACCUAAAAUAACAUUAAAACCUCAAGUAUUUUCGAGUCAUUAGGCUCAAGUCCAAGUGAAGUCACGAGUCAUUGGUGUUGAAGUCCAAGUCGAGUUGCAAGUCUUUAAUGAUUUUUCAAGUCGAGUCCAAAGUCAUCAAAUCUGUGACUCGAGUCCAAGUCAUGUGACUGGAGUCCACACUUCUGGCUACAACACAUGAUCUGUAGGAGGCUGAACUACGGGGAAUAUCAAACAUCUGGGAAAGAGCACCGGUGACAUCAACAGCGCCUUUCUGAAGAGUUGAGCGAUUUUCAACUUGAGCGCUCUGACCAAAGACCCUGAGCGCUGCGCUUUCUGUCUUGCUGGCCGCCUGCUCCUGUGAACGCUCUCUACUCAUUGGGAACAAGUGAAAAAAGACGCUGGCGCUCAGUAAAAAACGCCAGGUGGAAGCAGAUGCUGUUUUUUCUUUCCUUCAGAAGUGGUUUCCAUUUUCUAUUUUGAACAUUUGAUUUCCUCGCCGAUCGCUCAGAUUUCAGAGUAUCUUUAAAUCAACAACUCAGUUUGCCGUGAUGUUAAGCUGCGACCCGACAGAUUGUCAUGGUUUAAACGGCGAGAUCGUGGAUUUCAUGUCUCAUCACUCUGCUUCCUGAAGCGACCUCGCUAAAUGUGCAAGCUUCAGCGCCACGUCGGCGUGAACGAGGUCAGCGACAGUCUGAGGUUUUCAUGUCUGAUGAGUUUGAAGAGCGUUCCUCUGAAGUCAGAUCUCCAUCUUCUGAAAAGUGACUCUCUCUCUGUCUGUCUCUCUCUCUCUCUCCCUCUUAGAAGUCGAUGGAGGGAAAUCAAUCCAAACUAAUUUGUCACAUUUCGGAGCAGAAAAGCUUCCUGCAGGUCUCGUCUUCACGCCGUGCUUAGUAUUUUAAAAAAAAAAAGAUGAACUUUGCUUAAUGAGUCCGUGUUUAUUUAUUAAUGAGCAACAAAUCCAAACAUCUUCAGACUCAUCUCUCCUCCUUUCAGCGCCGUCAAUCAGUCGAUCAUUAAGAAGAACGUGUCGCUUUAAAGAGAUCAAAUUAAAGUCUUUGAUAUGUUGGAGUGCGAGUCAUUGAGACCAACGUGACGUUCCUGUUUCUGCUCGUCACACCGGGACACCGCGUGUUGUCGGAUCAUCUCGUUAAUUUGAUUGAUUACUGAACAUCCCUGCACUCCAUGUUUACAUUAAAUAUUUCCACAUUCCA